This is a messenger RNA of Halichondria panicea, 1405 nucleotides long. Its product is annotated as kidney mitochondrial carrier protein 1-like. The coding region runs from base 129 to 1313 and encodes 394 amino acids. Gene Ontology annotation, cellular component: ribosome. NCBI's taxonomy places the organism in Eukaryota, Metazoa, Porifera, Demospongiae, Suberitida, Halichondriidae. The record is from RefSeq and is a predicted model, not a curated record. Gene Ontology annotation, biological process: transmembrane transport; translation. Gene Ontology annotation, molecular function: structural constituent of ribosome; transmembrane transporter activity. The transcript has 12 exons.
GUAAGUGAACUCCUCCCCUCUUAGCUACUCCACGUGGUUGAACUUGUAUGGCUUCAAGAUAACGUGAGCUUUCUUUCUUCUGCAAGGUGACCACGUUGUAGGUGGAGUAAUUGGAUUUAGGGGGCAUAAUGUCUGUAAGAUUAUAUACGAAGGGUAUCUUUGUUGGCUUCAAACGUGGCCAGCACAACCAGCGGCCCAACACGUCGCUGCUUAAGCUGGAGGGAGUGAGCUCCCGUACCGAGACUGAUUUCUAUCUGGGCAAAAAAGUGGCGUAUGUGUACCGUGCUCAUAAAAAGUCCAAGGAGAGAGGUGACAAGAAGCCCAGCAAGCAUCGCGUCAUUUGGGGCAAGGUUACUCGACCACAUGGUAACAGUGGAAUCGUCCGUGCCAAGUUCCGUAAAAAUCUCCCUCCCAGAGCGAUGGGUGCUACAUUACGAGUGAUGAGUACGAUAAAGCCAUUUAUUUUUGGAGGACUCGCCUCUUUAACGGCUGAAUUUGGAACGUUCCCGUUGGAUACUACAAAGACAAGACUACAAGUUCAAGGUCAGCAUAAAGACGUCAUGUGCUUCAACUCCAAGUACCGUGGCAUGACUCAUGCCCUGCUCAGAAUAUCUCAAGAGGAAGGUGUGUCAGCUCUAUACAAGGGUAUUGCUCCUGCCUUACUGAGACAAGCCUCUUACGGUACACUCAAGAUUGGCCUCUACCAUUACCUCAAGAGGCUCAUGGUUGAGAGACCCCAGGACGAGACCAUCUAUACCAAUGUGGUAGCUGGCGUGAUUAGUGGUGCCGUCUCUUCGUCAAUAGCCAACCCCACUGACCUACUCAAGGUUCGUAUGCAGAGUGGUACUGACCAGAGCUACAGUCAACGGACCAGUGUGGUCAGGUUCUUCAAACAGAUAUACAGUGAAGAGGGGAUCAGGGGACUCUACAGGGGAGUUGGACCGACUGCCCAGAGGGCUGCAGUAGUGGCUGGUGUACUCUUACCUUCUUAUGACUACUUCAAGAAGGCCAUUCUGGACUAUGGACUAAUGGCCGACAACAUUUCCACCCAUUUCUGUGCAAGUUUCCUGGCUGGUAUUAUUGGAACUGCAGCUUCUAAUCCCAUCGAUGUAAUCAAGAGUCGGAUGAUGAAUCAGACGGUGCUGAGACAAGCGGCACACCUCUACUCGGGCUCUAUAGACUGUUUUGUCACGACUUUGCGUACUGAAGGAGCGAGGGCUCUGUAUAAAGGAUUCUUCCCAGCCUACUUCAGGAUUGGACCUUGGAACAUUAUUUUCUUUAUAACUUAUGAGAAACUGAAAGAUUUGUUUUAAUUUUGAAGUGUCAAUCACUUAUCAUUUUCACCCAAUUGAUACAGGCAUCUGAUAAUUAAUUUCAUGUCAAAAUUUCAUUGAUGUAAAAUUGA